AGGACCACUGGAGGAGGAUCAGUACUUCAUUCCCUGUGUACUGGAAACAUGUGCAGUUGAUGUCUUGGAAAAGAUGAGGGGGCAGUUUAGUGAAAGCUGUGACCCUUUGGUUCUAAGUUGGGAAGACAAUGUUAUACCACAGGGAAUGUACCCAGCACUGGUGGUCAGUCUUUUAAAGGAAGAAUUUAAGAUGUUAUUUAAAAAGCAGAUACCUUAUCGUAAUGCCAUCAAGCUACAAUCAAGAGAUUUAGGAGUUAACAUUCUACUGGUGGAUACUAUCCAGUGGUUGGAGAUAUAUUGUGCUGGUCCAGUACAGGAUGCAUGUCCAAAGCUAAGAGACUUUGUCCAUAGAUCCAUACAGUCUGUCUCCAGCAAGUUCUACUACAGUAGCAAUACAUUGGACGGAGCUCUUUGCCUGUCUUGUGGAGCUGGAGUGUGUCAUCCUAAUGAAGCUGUAUCUUACAUCACCUGCACUAAUGAUGAGUGCUUACCAAGGGAAAUAGGACCACGUCAGUCCUGCUGGUUUAAACGAUCAGCUACAGUUUCAGUCCCUUGUGGAGCAUCUGCUAAUGAAUUGUCAUCUGACAGAAGUACAAGUAAAAUACCAGUUAAGAUGAGCAAUGAAGUACAACAGAGUGACCUCAUUAGGUUAUUUAAAGACUCUGCUGCCCAUUAUAUGCUCAUUGGGACUGCACUUGAUGUUAAAGUGGAUGAUCUGUUGCCUAUUCCAGGGGCUGCUACUACUAACCUAAUACUAGUUUUCCAGAGAUGGAUAGACUCCAAUAAAGAAGUGACAUGGAGAAAGGUACUUCAAGUUUGUGACGAUUUUCCAAAUGAACUUGGUAAAGUAAAAGCUGAUGUGGAAUCGUUUCUAUCAUCAGAUAAAGCCCCUAACAAAUUAUAAUUAUACUUA
Molecule: messenger RNA, 913 nt
Organism: Amphimedon queenslandica
Lineage: Eukaryota; Metazoa; Porifera; Demospongiae; Haplosclerida; Niphatidae
Exons: 3
Coding region: 74-904 (276 amino acids)
Source: RefSeq, a predicted model, not a curated record